AACUGAUCUGACUGCCGACAGGUCCCCGAAGCAGCCAGACCGUCUCCUCCAGUAGCAAGGCCCGGCGUCAUCAUGGCAGCGGGAGUAGCCGCGUGGUUGCCCUUUGCCAGGGCGGCUGCCAUAGGAUGGAUGCCAGUGGCCAACUGUCCUAUGCCGCUGGCUCCAGCUGAGAAAAACAAGAGGCAGGAUGAGCUGAUCAUUCUCAACGUGAGCGGCAGGCGGUUCCAGACGUGGCGGACUACCCUGGAGAGGUACCCCGACACGCUCCUGGGCAGCACCGAGAAGGAGUUCUUCUUCAACGAAGACACUAAGGAGUACUUCUUUGACAGGGACCCUGAGGUCUUUAGGUGCAUCUUAAAUUUUUAUAGGACUGGCAAGCUACACUACCCGAGGUAUGAGUGCAUCUCUGCUUAUGAUGAAGAACUUGCUUUUUAUGGGAUCCUCCCUGAAAUCAUUGGGGACUGCUGCUACGAAGAGUACAAAGACCGAAAGCGGGAAAACGCCGAGCGGCUGAUGGAUGACAACGACUCGGAAAACAACCAGGAAGGGUCCAUGCCAUCCCUGAGCUUCCGGCAGACCAUGUGGCGAGCCUUCGAGAACCCCCACACCAGCACCUUAGCCUUAGUCUUUUACUACGUCACCGGUUUCUUUAUUGCUGUCUCUGUGAUCACUAAUGUUGUGGAAACUGUCCCUUGCGGCACAGUGCCUGGAAACAAGGAGCUUCCAUGUGGGGAGAGAUACGCUGUGGCUUUCUUUUGCUUAGACACAGCUUGCGUGAUGAUUUUCACUGUUGAGUAUCUGUUGAGACUCUUCGCGGCCCCAAGUCGCUACCGAUUCAUCAGAAGUGUCAUGAGCAUCAUUGACGUGGUGGCCAUAAUGCCGUACUACAUCGGCUUGGUGAUGACCAACAACGAGGACGUCAGCGGAGCCUUUGUGACACUAAGGGUUUUUAGGGUUUUCAGGAUUUUCAAGUUUUCUCGCCAUUCCCAAGGCUUAAGAAUCUUGGGCUACACUUUGAAGAGCUGUGCCUCCGAGCUUGGCUUUCUCCUCUUUUCCCUCACUAUGGCAAUCAUCAUCUUUGCAACUGUGAUGUUUUAUGCAGAGAAAGGAUCCUCAGCUAGCAAAUUCACCAGUAUUCCUGCUUCCUUUUGGUACACUAUUGUAACCAUGACAACACUGGGUUAUGGUGACAUGGUGCCCAAGACGAUUGCUGGGAAGAUAUUUGGCUCCAUCUGCUCCCUGAGCGGGGUGCUGGUCAUCGCUCUGCCCGUUCCCGUCAUCGUCUCCAACUUCAGCCGCAUCUACCACCAGAACCAGCGCGCGGACAAGCGCAGGGCUCAGAAGAAAGCCCGACUGGCGAGGAUCCGCGUGGCCAAGACGGGCAGCUCCAACGCGUACCUGCACAGCAAGCGCAACGGCCUCCUCAACGAAGCCCUGGAGCUGACGGGAUCCACUGAUGAUGAGCAGCACAUGACUAAAGGCACCUCCCUAAUUGAGAGCCAACAUCACCACCUGCUGCACUGCCUGGAAAAAACAACUGGAUUGUCCUAUCUUGUGGAUGAUCCCCUGUUAUCUGUACGAACUUCCACCAUCAAGAACCACGAGUUCAUCGACGAGCAGCUGUUUGAGCAAAACUGCAUGGAGAGCUCGAUGCAGAACUACCCGUCGUCGCGGAGCCCGUCCUUGUCGAGCCACCACGGCCUGGCCACGUCCUGCUGCUCGCGGCGCCACAAGAAGAGCACCCACCUGCCCAACUGCAGCGUGCCGGCCACGCGGCUGCGCAGCAUGCAGGAGCUCAGCACCAUCCACAUCCAGUGCAGCGAGCAGCCCUCGCUCACCACGAGCCGUUCCAGCCUCAACAUGAAGUCGGACGACGGGCUGCGGCCGAACUGCAAGAGCGCCCAGAUCACGACAGCCAUCAUCAGCAUCCCCACGCCGCCCGCGCUGACGCCCGAGGGCGAGAGCCGCCCGCCGCCCGGCAGCCCCGGCCGCGCCGUGCCCAGCGCCGCCAACGUGGUCAAGGUCUCUGCCUUGUAGGACGUCUCGUGCAGAGAAAGAGGCUGCAAGAGCGGGGCCCCUCUCCCUGCGCGCCUCCACGUUCCUUUUUUUGCUGCAAAUUGUGCCUGGAUGGACCAACCUGAUGUUUCUGUCGCGGAAUGAGCAAUGGAGACCUAAUGAGGCAGCUUCUUCAGACUCACCUUGAUGCUGUGGAC
This is a messenger RNA of Tinamus guttatus (white-throated tinamou), 2213 nucleotides long. The record is from RefSeq and is a predicted model, not a curated record. NCBI's taxonomy places the organism in Eukaryota, Metazoa, Chordata, Aves, Tinamiformes, Tinamidae.